GAUAUUAUAUGCUCUACUUAAGUUUUUAUUUUGUCUUGAUAUGAUGCUGUUUUAAUAGACUUAUCCUUGGUUUCUACAUGACAAUAUACACACUUUCUUUGUUCUAAUAAAAAAAAUAAACUUGUGAGGGUUCAAAAAACAAUGGACGGGACAAGCGAUUAUCAAUAUUUGUGCCGCUUGUGUCAUGGGGAGUUCUGUUCUGCUCACGAAGCCACCUCAUGUCGUCUAUGUUCUUAUCCGUACAUUUACGAGAUCGAAAGCAUUACAUUCUACUUGAGGGAUAGUGACAACCAUAAAAAAACAGGAUUGGUAGCUUGGCGAUGGCGAUCGAGGAAUCAUCAUCCAGAAAGAGAAUCAUCUUUUAUACCCCAACAACCGGGAGUUGUGAUCCGUCUAAGACGGGAUCGUAUAAGUUGGGUUUCACCCCUAGCCUCUACGGUAGGGGGUACAUCCCAUCAGCUUCAAUCCACGGUCGAAAACAUUACACAUUGCAAUGAAUGGUAUUGGUGUUACCAAUGUAAUAAACCACACACGUUAGACUCUAACGUCGUCGUUUCAUCUUCUUCGCUUCCCGAAAUCAUACAAUGUCAUCAAAAUCCAACCCAUAGAACAAUCAGAUUCACCGACGCGCUUAGCUACAACAGCUUGAAUGAUUGUCAUUGGUGCUAUCGAUGUGAACGACCUCAUUUUCCGAUCCCAGCCCCCUAUUUUUCUUUGUGUAGCUGCGAGGGCGAUGAGUCAAGGACACCGAUUCAAUUUCAAAAAACUGUCAUCAUUUAUCAGGAUGCAGAUAGAGAAAUAUUUGAGCGCCUUGUUACUCUUCUUUUGAAACCGUCGGUGUUUGAAGUUAUCGAUGCGGUCGGCAGACGUGAUCUGAACCAUAUUGUAACAUAUGAGAGUGAUGAUGAGACAUAUAAAAAGGAGAUAAUUAUGGGUUUAAUACCAAGGGUGAGAAUACAUGAUUUGACAAGGUGUGGGGAAUGCAGAAUAUGUUUGGAAGAGUUUGAGGUUGGAGAUGAAGGAAGUGAGUUACCUUGCAAGCACAUAUAUCACAAAGAAUGUCUUGCUCCAUGGAUGAUAAAGAACUACUCUUGUCCUGUUUGUAGAUGUGAUUUGCGUUUACCUACAGAAACUAGUACGGCUGCUGUUGAUGAUCAACCGUCUCAGGGGAGCUUUAGACGAAUUCUUUUAGCGAUGCAGCGUUUGAGACGCUUAGUAGGCGAAUUCUUGGCUAUUAUUACUUAUUAGAGCAAGAGAAAUCAUCAUGUCAGGCCGGCCUGACCGGGAGAGCCGUCCGGCCGAGCCCUUUUGGUGACCUUCCCGGUGAAUUUUUUUGAUGAAUUUUUUUGAGCAUGUUCCUCAUUAAGUCUAGUUUGUCAUAACUUCAUACCACAUUUCAGCUCAAAAUUCGAUCGGGAAGACAUUCAAAUCUUUUUUUGAAGUUGACUACGUUUUUAUAUGUAUAUAUUGUUGACGCAGUCAACUUCAAAAAAUGAUUUGAAUGCCUUCCCGAUUGAAUUUUUAGCUGAUAUUUGGUAUGAAUAAACUAGAAUUGAUGAAACAUAUGCCAAAAAAAAAAUUCAUCAAAAAAUUUUACCGGGAAGGUGCCCAAACGGGCUCGGCCAGACGGAGGUUCUCGUCAGGCCGGCCUGACAAGAAGAGUUCUCAUUAGAGCAAUGCUAAAAAUGAACUGAUGGAAGAACUGAACUAAUCUCCAUGUUGGCCUUAAUAUUAUACUACCUCCAUACUCUUUUAAUUGCAACAUUAGACUUUUU
Cuscuta epithymum is the source of this 1775-nucleotide messenger RNA. The record is from the annotation of a GenBank genome assembly. Lineage: Eukaryota; Viridiplantae; Streptophyta; Magnoliopsida; Solanales; Convolvulaceae.